This is a messenger RNA of Sorghum bicolor (sorghum), 1792 nucleotides long. Its product is annotated as transcription factor bHLH128. The coding region runs from base 19 to 1329 and encodes 436 amino acids. The record is from RefSeq and is a predicted model, not a curated record. The transcript has 6 exons. NCBI's taxonomy places the organism in Eukaryota, Viridiplantae, Streptophyta, Magnoliopsida, Poales, Poaceae. Gene Ontology annotation, cellular component: nucleus. Gene Ontology annotation, biological process: regulation of transcription by RNA polymerase II. Gene Ontology annotation, molecular function: protein dimerization activity; DNA-binding transcription factor activity, RNA polymerase II-specific; RNA polymerase II cis-regulatory region sequence-specific DNA binding.
GAGAGAGAGAGAGAGAGCAUGAUCCAUCCCCCCUGGCCCCGGAGGCCCGAGCUCAAAAGCAGCAGCCACCGCGCCCGCACCACCACCGCGCGCGCAUCCGCCUCCCUCGCACAGUCGCACGCACCGUCCAGUCAAAAGUCCUCGGGACAGGCCAGGCAGGGAGAGCAGAGCACUAGAGCAGCAGCAACACAACACAUCACGAUUCACGAGCGAUCGCCCGCCUACUCGCGGCAGCAGCCAGCCAUGAACCUGAACCGCCUGACGCCGGCGCACCACGGGGCGAUGCGUCCGCCCUCCGUGCAGGGGCAAGGGCUGGCGCGGUACGGCUCCGCGCCGGGCUCGCUCCUGGCCGCCAUCGCCGAGUCCGUGACCCGCGGCGACCCCGCGCCGCCGCCGCCGCCCGUGAGCCGGUUCUACUCCGCCGAGUCAUCGGGGCUCACCUCCUGCGAGUCCAGCUGCCGCACCGACGGCGGCGGCGGCGGACGUCCGCCUCCGCUCGAGCGGGCGUACGGCGGCUCCGGCGAGAUCCGCGUGCCUCCGCCGCCGCAGCAGCAGCACCCGCUGGCGGCUUCCACGCUGUUCCGCCACAGCAGCUCCCCCGCCGGGCUGCUCUCCCGCCUCAUGGCCGACCCGCACGGAAUGGCCGCGACCGGAGGAGGGAUGGGGAGCUACCCGCAGGUGGGCAGCGACGCCGCGAUGGGCCACGGCCACAGGCAGCUCAGCUCGCAGUGGAGCUUCUCCAGGCAGGACCUGCCGCAGAUCUCCGAGAUGGGGAUGAUACCCGACAUCGGGGAGAGCAUCGUCGCCGGCGGAUGCAACAGCUCCAGCGAAGGCGGCGGUGGCGGCGCGACGCAGGCGCAGUCCUCCUCCUACCUCUCCAGGAACUUCUCCGUCAGCUCCUGGGACGACACCAACUCCAUCAUGUUCUCGUCCCCCAGCAAGAAGCCUAAGGUGGACCCCGCCGAUGACAUGGUCACCAGCUUCAGCAACAUCGACUCGCAGUUCGGCUUGUCCAACUCGUCCUUGGAGAUGUCCGGCAUGGACGACUACCUGCAGAUGCAGCAGGACUCCGUCGCCUGCAGAGUCCGUGCCAAGCGUGGCUGCGCAACUCACCCGCGGAGCAUUGCCGAGAGGGAAAGAAGAACAAGGAUUAGCAAGAGGCUGAAGAAGCUGCAAGAUCUUGUGCCCAACAUGGACAAGCAAACAAAUACGUCAGACAUGUUGGAUCUUGCUGUAGAUUACAUCAAAGAGCUGAAGGACCGAGUAGAGAAGCUAAAACACGACCAAGCAAACUGUUGUUGCCUAGGAGUAGCCAACAAGGGCUGCUGAUGCUGGAGAAGCAGGUCGACGGAGGAGGGUAUUAUGUCGUAACAAUGUGAUUGUUAAACCAGAAUUGUUGCUUCAGAAGAUCAGGCUCUGAUUGUCAAACCAGAAUUGUUGCUUCACAAGACCAGGCUCAUGUCAAGUGGCUUCCAUAACUCAGCUUCCUCGUUCUUGGUUGUACCACGGAUUAGUGACUUAGUGUCGACGGCUUGAAGACUAGGAGAUGACAAGUAGGCUAUCGUAAUUUAAUUACUGUGGUGCGGUGGCUUAUGUGUAAAAAGUCCUCCCUUUCAACGCAAUUGGGAUUGUUGCUGAUAAAAUUAUUGUAGGAAUAUCAUGGGUUCCCAUUUUUCACUGAGCUAAUUUUUGCAGAUUACUAGAUUUUGACACGACCGUAACUCAGAACCAGUAUAAAUGAGCACUGAACAUUCAUGCCAUCAUAUACAAGUCCAUGAGAAUUUUAAUAUGA